Suillus discolor is the source of this 219-nucleotide messenger RNA. RefSeq lists its product as uncharacterized. NCBI's taxonomy places the organism in Eukaryota, Fungi, Basidiomycota, Agaricomycetes, Boletales, Suillaceae. The annotation marks the transcript as partial. The record is from RefSeq and is a predicted model, not a curated record. The transcript has a single exon.
CCUCCUGAAUUUAAUUCUAAUGAACAUUUAACUUAUGAACAUAUGGAAACACUUAAAAUAAAUCCUCAAGGAUUUCUACUACCUGAAGAAGUAAAACAUUUUCAACAUCUCAUGAAUUUAAUUCAAGAGACUCUGGCAUUUGAAGAAACUGAUAGGAGGACUCUCAAAGAAUCAUAUUUCACACCAUAUAUUAUCUCUACUGUACCUCAUGUACCUUGA